Messenger RNA from Solanum lycopersicum (tomato), 1079 nucleotides. RefSeq names its product thioredoxin-like 2-1, chloroplastic. Lineage: Eukaryota; Viridiplantae; Streptophyta; Magnoliopsida; Solanales; Solanaceae. Gene Ontology annotation, cellular component: chloroplast. Gene Ontology annotation, biological process: cell redox homeostasis. The record is from RefSeq and is a predicted model, not a curated record.
GCUUGGCAAAAAUUACUCGCCAUAUUGGGUCAACAAUCAUCGUGGCAUAAAGCUCCAGCUUCAACUACUUGUCUACUUCACUCUCUGUUCAUCUUCUUCUUGUUGUGAUGUGAAAAAGAGAGACGGAGUAUGCAGGGCUACUCUGUGUUUUCACUUCGAGUUACUUCUUUUUCCCCCUUUUCCAUUUUUCCUUCAAACACCACCUACUCUUCAAUUCCCUUUAAAACUGCUAAAUUGAACUCAUGGGGCAAAAGGGUUGUUGAUUCUCGUGUUGUUAAUCCUUUUGAUUAUGCUCGCAACAAGCCUGUGCUUUGUUUCAAGGUACAUGCUACUGCUGCUGAAACUGAUCAACCAAAAUGGUGGGAAAAGAAUGCCUCAAAUAUGAUUGACAUUCAUUCAACUCAAGAAUUUUUAGAUGCUUUAAGUCAAGCUGGUGAUAAAUUAGUGAUUGUUGAAUUCUAUGGCACAUGGUGUGCCUCUUGUCGUGCAUUGUUCCCCAAGGUCUGCAUGAUUGCGGAAAAACACCCAGAGAUUCUUUUCAUUAAGGUGAACUUUGAUGAGAACAAGUCUUUAUGCAAAAGCUUAAAUGUAAAAGUCCUUCCAUAUUUCCACUUCUAUAGAGGGGCUGAUGGUCUGCUGGAUUCCUUUUCUUGCUCUCUCGCAAAGCUCCAGAAACUAAAGGAUGCCAUUGAGAAUUAUAACCCAGCUCAUGCAAAGGAAAGCUGAAAGGCACUGCUCAAGGGCUCUGGUCUACUGGUAAGAGUGCAGUCCGUGAUGUGCUGAUUAGACACACUUUACGAGUAUGAACCACAAAAUGUAAUGGUUCUUCUUCCACAAAGAUUCAGACAAAAACGCGCUUGGAUAGCACUGAACAAAGACUUGGAUAUUGAAUGAUCAAUUCACCAUUGAGAACAUUUAGCCUCAAGAGACAAAUAUCGCGGUGUUCUAAGAAUUUUGAUGAGCGAAAUCUAAUGUACUAUUUAUAAAUCACUUACCUUAAAGGGAAGAGAUGAUUUGCGAGAUGUGGCACGAAAAAUUGAGACUUCAAGUGUUCCAUGAAAAAACUUGUGUUUGCCCUC